This is a messenger RNA of Lasiodiplodia theobromae, 1041 nucleotides long. Its product is annotated as Hydroxyproline-rich glycoprotein dz-hrgp protein. The transcript has 3 exons. NCBI's taxonomy places the organism in Eukaryota, Fungi, Ascomycota, Dothideomycetes, Botryosphaeriales, Botryosphaeriaceae. The record is from RefSeq and is a predicted model, not a curated record. The coding region runs from base 1 to 1041 and encodes 346 amino acids.
AUGGCUGACACCACCUCCACCACGCCCGACGCCGCCACGAAAGAAGCGCAGCAGUUCUGGGGCUAUCUCUUCCGCCCUGACAAGUGCGGCACCGACCUUCUCAACCGCUUUCUCGAGGGCAUAGCAAUCUAUGUGGCCGCCCAUUUCGGGCCCACCGAGGACUGCGCGGACAUCACGCCCACCCAGCUCGCCGGCUUCUACAAGGCCGUCGGCGGCGACUAUGACGUUCUCUUUAUCGAUACGCCCGCCCCCUCCGUUGCCUUCAUUUACAAGUCGCUUGGAUGCCUACAUUCGCUGCAGCCAGGCCCAGACUCCGACGGCUACAGUAUUCCAACCGUACCAGCGCUCAAGCGCAAGGGCUUCAUAACAUGGCAAACCAUCCAGCUGCUGCUCGGUCCGGACGAGCAUGUGCCGUUCCUGCAGGGCGCUGUAGAGCACUUCGACAUCGUUGACCCUGGCACCGGCAAGGUCUUCCCCAAGCUGCUACCCAAGGAAUCAUUUCCAGAGAAGCCUGACGAGGACAUGUUACGUUGGUACGAGAGCGUGUCAAACCGCUUGCGCGAGGAAUGCGAGGCCGAGGAGCAGCAGCAGCAGCGCACUCGGGCGCGCCGGCCAGGACCGCCUGGCACCGGUGCCGAUAUUUUUGACAGCGAUGCGUCCAACGACGAGCACUCUGCUGACGAGCGUACCGGUGCAGCUGCUUACUUUCGGAACCCGCUAUAUCGUGAUCGCGGCGGUCGUCCCACCAUAAUCCGCCGCUUCUCCCGCGCUGACUACAAAGCUCGGUCUCCCCGCGAGUUUGUGCAGGACCGCGGCCGUUUGGUCGCCGAUACCAUAAGCCGCCACCUUCGGACGCCUUGGAGCAGGUCUGACAAGCACGAAAAGCGCCGGAAGAGUCUUUCCGACAGACCCAGCACUUCCCCGUAUUCUGAAGACGGAGUAGGCGACUACGAUGACGAUGCGGAGCCUACCCCCACAGGCCCGCCUCCGAGACCCUCGAAUGCGCCCAAAUCAUCACGUUCCGCUUCGCCAUCGCCGUAG